Gallus gallus (chicken) is the source of this 3082-nucleotide messenger RNA. It is a transcript of the gene DPH7, whose product is annotated as diphthamide biosynthesis 7. The record is from RefSeq and is a predicted model, not a curated record. The transcript is spliced from 9 exons. Gene Ontology annotation, molecular function: protein binding. NCBI's taxonomy places the organism in Eukaryota, Metazoa, Chordata, Aves, Galliformes, Phasianidae. The coding region runs from base 68 to 1627 and encodes 519 amino acids.
CUCCCCGCCCCGGCGCGGAGCUGCGGGCAGCCCGGGGCCGCCCCGCGCGGUAUGAGCGCGGCCUGAGAUGGCGGCCCCGUGCCGGACGCGAACGCUGCAGGUGGUGGACACGGAGUUCAGCGCCGACGCGGUGGAGUGGUGCCCGGUGGAGGGCUGGCACAGCAUCCUGGCCUGCGGCACGUACCACCUCCGCCCGCCCGCCGCGACCGACUGCAGAGGGAGCCACGAGGCCUGCGACCGGACGGGGCGCCUCUACCUCUACCACUACAACGAGGAGCAGCCCUACAUCCCGCUGACUGAGAUCCAGAGGAUUGACACCGCUGCCAUCCUGGACAUCAAAUGGUGCCACGUUCCGGUUGCAGAACAUCCCAUGGUUGGCAUUGCAAACUCGACGGGUGCUGUGGAGUUCUGCCACCUGACUGGCAGUGAGAAGAACAGCUGCAUGUUGGAGCCAUGCUUCAGGGUCGAUCUCGGUGCGCAGCGCCUGGCCUUGUCCUUAGACUGGUCCACAGGACGUGAGCAGUGUGGAUGUCCUUUGAGAGUGAUCAGCAGUGAUUCAGAGGGGAAGCUGAAUCUGUUCUCCAUAGAUGAAUCUGCGCCUUCUGUGCACGUCCUGAACCAGUGGGAGGCUCACAAGUUUGAGGCCUGGAUUGCUGCUUUUAAUUACUGGAACAUUGAUAUAGUGUAUUCAGGAGGAGAUGACAGCCUGCUGAAAGGCUGGGACACCAGAUGCAAUCCAGAGACUCCAGUGUUCACCAGCAGGAGACACUCAAUGGGUGUAUGCAGCAUUCAGUGUAGUCCCCACCGGGAGAACCUCCUGGCAACUGGCAGCUAUGAUGAGCAUGUGCUGCUGUGGGACACCAGGAACAUGAAGCAGCCGCUGGCAGACACCCAUGUUGAAGGUGGAGUCUGGAGGUUGAAGUGGCACCCAACCUGUGAUUUUGUGCUGUUAGCAGCCUGCAUGCAGAGUGGAUUCAAGAUCCUUGACUGCCGUGGAAGCAUGGCUGAAAACACGGAGGAAUGUGUCAUCCUGUCAUCCUAUGUCUUGCACAAUUCUCUGGCCUAUGGGGCUGACUGGUCAAGGCUGUGCCCGAGGGAUUCCUUGGCUGCACUACAGGACUCUGCUGCUGUGUGCCAGCCUUUGGAGCAGCCUGUGGCACGGUCAGAGGAAGGAGAUGAGAGACUGAAUUUGCAGGUCCGAAACCUGAAGAUAAUUUAUGAGUCUCCUACAGCUACUUUUGAUGUGAUAUUGGAUGAGGACAGUGAAGGCCCUGCCUUGCAGCUCAAAGCAGAGGAGGGUCCUAAGUUGUCUGGGGAUCCUGACCUGGGUAGGAAACCUGAUUUAAAGGAGGGGUCAGGUUUGGGUGGGGGUGCUGACCAAAGGGACAGUUCCAAGUCAGCCAGCAGUUGUGACUUGGGAGUUAAGAGAUCCAAUGGAAUUGGUCAAGAUGGAAGUGGUGAUUCAGUCAGGUCUUCAGACAGUCCAAAAGCAACGAGCAUUGUAGCAACUUGUUCUUUCUAUGAUAACAUCCUACAUAUCUGGAAGUGGGAAAUGAACCUGGCUACCGCUUCAGAGAGGGCCAGUGCUAGAUCUCCAUCUGAAAGGACAGCUGAAAGUUGGCACUGACAAGUCCCAAAGUAAAGGGGUAGGAAAGCUUCUGUACUGACAUUAGCAUCUAAGCUAACACCCUCUGUUUUUUGUUUUUUGUUUUUUUUUUUUUACAAUGCAUAUUGUUGAGUUUGUGAGUCUUGAAAAGCCAAUAAUGAUGGAAAAAUUUCCUGAUGGUUUUAAUUGAGGAAAGCCUUUGCUUUGAGAAGCAUGGUCAAGCACAGACAUUUAUUUAGUUUUCCCUUAGUGUACUAGUUCAGAGUAGGACAGCCUUCCUUUCAAAGGCUUCUUCUUUGUGCAGUAUAUUUGAAUCCCCUCAGAGCUGGUUUGCAUUUGUAUGACUGAUCUGUUAAGCCUAUUUUCCUCCUUCCAAAACAAACCAGACUUGUCUGUGCUAUUACAUGUAGACACAGUAUGUGAUCAGAGGUUUUCAUGAAUUUCUCAGAAAAAAGCCCAUGAGUAGAGGCUUAGGUGUGUAUGUAGCUUGUGUGAUCUGUAAACUGGUAUGUACUUUGAGAAGACACUCAAAGAGAGUUCAGAUGCUGACAGUGCAGUGCUUACCGUGAUCUUUAAUAAACAGAAAUCCUUUCUAGGAAAGACAUCCAGACUGACUGAAAGGACAGAGAGCAGUUCAGCGAUAGGAGGCUUCAUUCUGAGCAGGGCCUUUCUUGGAAGGAUUCUGGUGAGCCUGCACACCGAUUUUACUUCAGACUCAUCACCUGGAUGCAAUCUCAUUUUAUUGCUCUCCAAGCUAAGCAAAAAUUGGUUUAGUAGAAACUGUGUAGGAGCCCGGCUUAUAUCGUAGUGCCACACUUAACCCACCCUGCCCCUUCCCCACACACUCUGGGUAUCCAGCUCAUCUUUUCUGUUCUCCAUAGUGAGACUUACAUGUAGGUCUGAAGUGUAUAUCUUACAGGGUUUUUUUGUUUGUUUUUUUAAGGUGAACAGCUUUAAGAACAAAACCUCCAAAAAGUAUAGGCAAUGUUUCCUAACAUCUUUUACGUUCAAAAUAAAUAAGUUGCAGAAACCAAAAUUUGAAUGACAUUGCCCUAACUACCUCCAGGAAUGGCUGCUUCAUUAGCUUUCUGUUUUUCACUGUGAAAUAUUGGCAAAACACCGUUUCUGGCACACUUUCUGUCUGUUCUUAAUUACCUUCCUAGAAAACAAAACAGCUUCAACUAGGUAAGGAACUUCUAGACUGCAUGGUUUCUUUUUGAGAGUCCUAAAGAAUUAUUUGCCUGGAGGGAAAGAAACACCAGCAACAAGCAUCUGUAACAGUGCUGCAUCUAAAGCAAGGUACAGCAGAUAAUAAUUUUACUGCUUUGAAAUUCCUUUUUCAAAGUUGAAAGUGUAUUUUAAAAAAAAAACUUCUCGAGUGCUGUUACAUUCAUAUAGUAAUGUGAACAAGAGCUUUUGUUGAAAAAAAAACCACCAUAUUUUUGGAUGUUUCUAAAUAAAAAUCAAUACAAGUGA